Molecule: messenger RNA, 3019 nt
Organism: Brienomyrus brachyistius
Lineage: Eukaryota; Metazoa; Chordata; Actinopteri; Osteoglossiformes; Mormyridae
Product: neuronal membrane glycoprotein M6-a-like
Exons: 7
Coding region: 395-1225 (276 amino acids)
Biological process (GO): neuron projection development
Cellular component (GO): plasma membrane; neuronal cell body; axonal growth cone
Source: RefSeq, a predicted model, not a curated record
CUGUUUUUUCAGUGCAGGGAGGUGAUUUUUGUGCAAAGCAUCCACUGCAACAGAAACCCUUAUUUCAGCGUUUUAAAAUUGAUACAAAAAAAAUUCCUGCACAAGCUCUGGUCUUGUGCAAACAACAGCGAUCUGCCUUCAGAUUCGCUGGGGUUCCUUUCAGUGUGACUUACUGUGACAGCACUGAGAAGAAAAACCGAUCACGUUCAUGGAAGAAGAGUGAUUUUAAUGAAAUCACCGUUGACAGACUGAGAGCGGCGCGGGGAACGAGUAGGUCUAUACACUACGAUCUGGGGACAGUCCUGAUCACAGUUUCCAGAGGAAGAUACAAUUAGGCUAUAAUUGUCAGAUUUGCUGAAUUUUGUGCAUCAGCUGUAAAUCAAAACAAGCCAGAAUGGAAGAGGACAUGGAUGAGGGACAAACAUCCAAAGGCUGCUUUGAGUGCUGCAUCAAAUGCUUGGGCGGCAUCCCGUAUCCAUCCCUGAUCGCUACCAUCCUGCUCUACGCCGGUGUGGCGCUCUUCUGUGGCUGCGGCCAUGAGGCGCUGUCCGGCACCGUCACCAUCCUGCAGAAUUACUUUGAAGUGGUUAGAGGCCCUAUUGACUCCUUGGAUGUCUUCGCCAUGAUCGACAUUAUAAAAUACGUGAUUUACGGUAUUGCGUCUGCCUUCUUCGUGUACGGCAUCCUGCUGAUGGUGGAGGGCUUCUUCACUACCGGGGCCCUCAGGGAUCUGUACGGCGACUUCAAGAUCACGACCUGCGGCCGCUGUGUUAGUGCCUUGUUUAUCAUGCUGACGUACAUCUUCAUGCUGGCCUGGCUGGGAGUGACUGCCUUUACGUCACUGCCAGUCUUCAUGUACUUCAACGUCUGGAAUAUCUGCCAGAACACUACUGCCGUUGACAACUUGUGCUUAGAUCUCCGCCAGUUUGGAAUUAUAAACAUCAGAGAGGAAAAGAAAGUGUGUUCUGCAUCUGAGAAAUUCUUCAAGAUGUGCGAAUCGAACGAGCUGGACCUGACAUUCCACCUCUUUGUCUGCGCUCUUGCGGGAGCCGGAGCUGUGGUGAUCGCCAUGAUUCAUUACUUGAUGGUUCUCUCGUCUAACUGGGCCUACGUGAAAGAUGCAUGCAAGAUGCAGAAGUACGAGGACAUCAAGUCCAAGGAGGAGCAGGAGCUGCACGACAUCCACUCCACCCGUUCCAAAGAGCGCCUCAAUGCGUACACAUAAAACACACGCGCGUCCAGCUUCGCACCCUUUCUGAGGAGGGGGGGUGGGGGGGGGCUCGCUUCUGCUGUAUAUGAGGACAGGUCAUAACAAGGUGGUGAGGGGUCCUCUGGUGGCAUUGCUCAUAACAACCCUGUACCUCCUCCUGGGACUGGAUUUUUUUUUCUCCGUUUGUCGCUAAUGCUUGUUUUUUUAAUUUAGGGAAAUCAGUUCAUAAUGCGGCUCCCUAUGUUAUGUUAAGUCAGCAAUCCGUAAAUAAUGUAAAAUAUUUGAAAUAUUCAGAUUGCAUCAUAUAAUAAUUAUGAUUAUUUACAUAUAAUGAGACCACUAAAUAGUUUAUUUAUUCAUUCCUUCAUGAUUCAUUCAAAUCCAUAAUGAUAAUUCUGGGUUAAAACAGUUACUUCUUCAGCAUAAAUGUCACACUAGCUUUAUAUUUUAUUUUAUUUUUAUAAAGUGCAUAAAAUAUAGAGUACAACACAAAUACAGACACACACACACACGCACACACACACACACACGUCGGGUAUACCUAUCCUUAUGGGGUACGCUCAUUCACUUCUAUGGGAAAAAUGCUAACGCUAACUAUGACACUAACCUUAACCCCCCACCCUGCCCAAACCAUAACCAUAAGUAACCAAACAAAAAACAAGCAUUUUUAGUUUUUUCAUAGCAGUCACCGAUUUUUAUAAAAUAGAGUUUUCCCUAAUGGGGACCAGAAGGGAAAAAAAUCGGAUAUUUACCAUCUCAUGGGGACAUUGGCUUUUUUGCUAGAAAAUGAAAGGUAAUGAGAAUUUUUGAAAUCACCGAUUCAUGGUCAAAAUUUCUUCAUGACAUGGAUUAAAAUAAAAUUUUGCAUGGUUUUCUCAUUGAGCCAGACCAAAUUUGCAUUUUGAUAAACACAACAAGCACAGUUUUUAAUAUUUUAAUUUAAUGAAAUAAAUAUUGCAGAUUUUUUUUUUUUGUAUAAUGGGAACAAUUAAAUAUUCUAGCUGUUGAAUGUAUGUGCUGUUCAGAGGAAUGUCUUUUCACUUAUAUAUUUUCCCAAAAAUUUACAUCAAUUUUUUGGUAACACGCCGACCAAAUAACAAUCAGCAAACAGCUAAAGAGAAUUCCACUUUUGAACAAAACUGUUUACUAUAACGGCAUUACACAAAUGGUAUUGCUGAUUACAAACUGAACACAUGAUAUUUGGGAUUUUUUUUUGCCUAAUCAUGGUGUCUCAGUGCUGUGUCAUUUAUUGCCUGGAAAUUCUCAUUUGGUCAGUUUCCAAAAGCUGAUUUUGUGAACUUGUUCAACUGUUGUAAUCUAUUUUGGUGUUGAGUGCAAUGCUACUCAGUUCAGACUUGAGUACUCUGUUAUGUUGCUAGUAAUGCAGUAUUGGUUUUGAAAGCCCUUAAACAAGUAUAUAAAAUAUAGUUGUUAUCUGUGAUAUGGUUAUGCAUUAAAUGGUAAUUGUUUUACUGAACUGAAAUGUUCUUUUUAUUUUUACUUGAAAUUACGUGUGCAGUAAAGCAGUUAAUACACCAACAGUAUUACACAAAGCCUCUUACUGAUUAUUAAUAAAGUGUAGUCUUUUACUUGUGAUUGUGUAGUGUGUAGUGUUUUCUUUUUUUAAAAAAUUGUCACCAUAGUGUUACAAAGUCAUCAUUUUUACUUCCUUUAUUCAUCUUUUGUACUUUAACAUGGACUGUCUUGUAGCCAGCUUUUCAUGGAAAUUUGAUUUGUACAUACAUGAUAUACCAAGAGCCUGACAAUGUUGUGUUUUUGAUGUACGAAUAAAUUGCUUGCAAAAAUAAA